CGAGGACGACAGGGAUUGCGCGCCAUAUUUUCUUUCCUCCGCCUUACCUUCUACUUCACGGGAUUGUUGAUUUAUAUAUGACCGGAUCAAUAGCAGCAGCGGCAGUACAGAAUUCGACCUCCGGAGCGUGAACAGGGCUCGAUUUCCUCCGCUGUACACUUGAGAAAUUAUAUUAUUUAGAAAUAGCAAUAAUAAUCAUCCGGCACCUCCAGUCGGAUUAGGACUCCUCCCCUUCGGACCGGGAGGGGCUGCGGCUAUUAUUUAUAGUAGCAGAAGAAUAGGAAGGUGCUAGUAUUGGGUUUUCGUCAGGGAGACAAUCGCCUGCUAAGCUGCAACAAUCGUCUUGGGCAGUCGCCUGAAGGAUUCAAAAUAUAGAAGAACUAAAAGAAGAUCACACAGACCAGCUCACUGGAUUUCUCCAUGGAUGCCAACAACGAUAAUAACAGCUCCAAGAGCCAGAACCAACAACUGGAGGGUGAAGAUAGGCUCAGCACACUGACUGAUGAUAUCUUACUCUCUAUCUUGGGGAGACUCACUGCACAUAUGGCUGCAAGGACAAGUGUGCUCUCUACACGGUGGAUGCAUCUUCCUUGGUUGCUGCCUGAGCUCAGCAUCAAUGUCAAGGAAUUCCUAUCUGGUCCAUGCUCUGACCCUGCUGAGGAAAAUGAUAUGGAUCAAGCUAUGGCAUCGUUAACAAAUGCGACCAGGAGUUUCUUGGCUAAACCACGGAAAGGAUCGAGCAUUUCGAGGCUGCACCUUCAGCUAUACUUGAUCAACACUUUCUUAUGUGACAUUGGCCCACUUGUAGAUGAUGCAGUCAGUAGUGAUUUGUUGAAAGAUUUGGAUCUCACCGUUCAUGACGAAACAGAUCCUCUUGACCGUACUGAGGAAGAUAUGAUACAGCGAGCCCAGGACGUGGAUGGUUUUUUCACUGCAUACCCUACUGUGCUCCGUUGCCUCACAAGACUCUGUCUAUAUAACGUAUGCUUUGGAAAAUUGGACAUCAACCAUAUCUUGUCUGACUGCUGCAAGCAACUAAAGCACCUAAUCCUCUUUCAUUCUGAUAGUGGAGAAUGCACUCCGUGUAAGAUAGAUGCACCAAACUCAAAACUAAGUAUUCUAGAAAUCAACACGUGUCGCUUUGAGAGGCUUGAGUUGGUCUGUCUUCCAAAACUGGAGAGGCUCGAAUGGAAUACUUGGUUGUCUGUAUAUGCACCCUUGUCUUUUGGUUUUGUCCCAUCUCUUGGGGAAUUGAAACUAUCAAAUGGUAGAUCAGCUUCGCAUCGAGGGUUUAAAUUAAGUGAGGUUCUAGAUGGAGCCACAAGCAUUCAUACUCUGACAUUGGAUUUCCAAGGAGAAAACCUUUGGAUGCCACUACAAAUAAAGGAACUCUGCCCCGCAUUCAACAAGAUAAGGAAGCUGUCUGUGUGUGGUAUAUUUGUUGACUUUGACAUUGAAUGGACGAUAGCCUUUCUUGAGGCGGCACCCUCCAUUGAGUUAUUACAUAUUGGGGUAUGGGACCAUGCAUGUGAAGACAAUGCGAACGUAAGGUCGACAUUCCCCCAAAGAAGAAAUCCUCGGUGGGAGGUGGAUUUCCGCAGCUCCAAGAACUUGCUAUUGAAAGAGCUCCAGUUCAUUGGCUUUGCGUCAUUUGAACACCAGUUUACAUUUAUAAGAGCUUUGCUGGAGCGGGCUCCGAACUUGCAGACAAUAGUUCUGAAACCGAACGAACAAUGUGACCAAUGUGACGCCCUUGAUACACUACCACUGUCUUUAUUAUUUCCAAAGGAAAAGGGUGGACAAGAAAAGGUGGUCAGCCGAAUAACAGAUGGCAUAUUCUCACCCCAAAUAUUUUUUGAUGAAUAAGCAUAUUGUCUGCAAGCCAAAUAUUUAAUCUGUAUGAACCUUUAGUUGUGUGAUAUUGGUAGUUUCGUGCGAGGAAUGUUGUGUUUCAUACAUGUAUUUUUGCAAUGUA
Molecule: messenger RNA, 1975 nt
Organism: Lolium perenne
Lineage: Eukaryota; Viridiplantae; Streptophyta; Magnoliopsida; Poales; Poaceae
Source: RefSeq, a predicted model, not a curated record